Molecule: messenger RNA, 1485 nt
Organism: Purpureocillium lilacinum
Lineage: Eukaryota; Fungi; Ascomycota; Sordariomycetes; Hypocreales; Ophiocordycipitaceae
Biological process (GO): transmembrane transport
Cellular component (GO): membrane
Molecular function (GO): transmembrane transporter activity
Source: RefSeq, a predicted model, not a curated record
AUGGACGAGCUCACCAAGAGAAACUCGUCGCAUGUCGAGGGCGAGAGCGGCAUCACGUACCAGCGCAUGCCCGACUCCCUCGCCGGCCUCACGCCGGACGAGCUCAAGGCCGCCAACCAUAAGCUCGUGCGCAAGAUCGACCGCAUCAUCCUGCCCAUCAUCGGCAUCCUCUACAUCCUCAACUACAUCGACCGGCAGAACCUGGCGGCGGCGAAGCUGCACGGCAUCACCGAGGACCUGCACAUGACGACGGAGCAGUUCGCCACGUCCAUCUCCAUCCUCUUCGUCGGCUACCUGCCCUUCCAGAUCCCCAGCAACCUCAUCAUCACCAAGAUCGCCCGCCCGGGCCUGUACAUCUGCGUCGCCGUCGUCAUCUGGGGCAGCAUCUCGGCGGCCACGGCGGCCGUCCGCACCUACGGCCAGCUGCUCGCCGUGCGCGCCAUCCUCGGCGUGUCCGAGGCUGUCUUCUUCCCCGGCGCCAUCUACUACCUGUCGGCGUGGUACACCAAGACGGAGCUGGGCAAGCGCAUUGCCAGCCUGUACAUUGCGCAGCAGGUCGGCAACGCCUUUGGCGGGCUGUUCGCAGCCGCCAUCUUCCAGCUCGACGGCACGCACGGCAUCGCGGGAUGGCAGUGGCUCUUCAUCAUCGAGGGGUCCGCCACCGUCGGCAUCGGCGUCGUCUGCGCCUUCUUCAUGCCCGAGUUCCCCUACAACAGCCGCAUCCUCUCGCCCCUGGAGCGCGACCUGGCCGUCUGGCGCGUCGAGGCCGACGCCGGCGCCGCCGAGGGCACCGAGACGGAGGGCGCGCUGCGCGGCUUCGCCAAGGCCCUGACGGACCCCAAGCUGCUGCUGCUCAUCUUCUGCAACCUGCUGUCGCAGGCGCAGGGUUCCAUCGCAAACUACUUCCCCACGCUCGUCGCGUCGCUCAACUUUGGCAGCACCAUCAGCCUGCUGCUGACGGCGCCGCCGUACAUCCUCGCCGCGGGCGUCUACUACGCGCUCAUGUGGUGGUCGGACCGGCGCAACACGGCGUACCCGCUCAUCGUGGGCUGCAUCGCCGUCGCCGUCGCCAUGUACGUGAUCCCCAUGGCGACGCUCAGCGUCGGCGCGCGCUACUUCUCCAUGAUGGUGCUGCCCUUUGCAUCGGUCGGCCCCCAGCUGCUGCUCUAUAAGACCAUCAACCUGCACCUCGCGCGGCCCGUGUCCAAGCGCGCCGCCGCGUCCGCCUUGGUCAACGCCAUCGGCGGCACGUCCAACAUCUGGGCCUCGUACCUGUACUAUGCGCCGCCUCACUUUUACGCCGCGUUUGGCACGCUCAUGGGCUGCGCGCUGCUGUUUGCCGCCACUAUAACCUUUUAUCGCUGGCUCGUCCUGCGGGAGAAUAGGCGGCUGGACUCGGGUGACCCGGAGGAGGUUGCCAAGGUGGUUAGGGGAGGUGUUACGGAUGAGAUGGUGCAGCUGAACUGGCGCUACGAGAUGUACUGA